This is a messenger RNA of Punica granatum (pomegranate), 2241 nucleotides long. The record is from RefSeq and is a predicted model, not a curated record. NCBI's taxonomy places the organism in Eukaryota, Viridiplantae, Streptophyta, Magnoliopsida, Myrtales, Lythraceae.
AGAAAUUUGGGGGGGCAUUAUAGCUUUUCCUUUUUCUGCAAUUAUCACAUCCUAAAGUGAAGUCACGGUUAGUGGUCGGGAAGUACGUAAGCCCCGGGACAUUCUGAGCAGGUGCUCUGUGACUGCUACUGUUCAAGGUUUGGCCUUGCUACUUACUUCAAAAGCAGAGUGAUGAUCAGCUGAUGAUGGUAGGGGUUCAGUUUAGAAGCCUCCAUUGGAGCCAGUCCUCGAAGCGGAAGCAGCAGCAGCAGCAGCAGCAGCUCGAGCAUGUCUUCUAAGAAGGAGCUUCUCUCAACUGCCAUGAAGAGGACAAGUGAAUGGAUAUUCUCCCAGGAGAUCCCCAGUGACAUCACGGUUCAAGCUGGAGGAACUUCCUUUGCCCUGCACAAGUUUCCUCUGGUCUCAAAAUGCGGCUGCAUAAGGAAACUCGUGUCAGAAUCGAAUGAAGCAGAUCUUUCUCAGGUUGACCUCCCUGAUAUCCCUGGAGGAGCAGAGGCGUUUGAGCUUGCGGCGAAGUUUUGUUAUGGAAUAAACUUUGAGAUCAGCACCGAGAAUAUCGCGAUGCUCCGGUGCGUGGCGGAGUACUUAGAGAUGACCGAGGACUACGCUGUCGGCAAUCUCGUGGGGAGGACCGAGGCCUAUCUUAACGAGGUAGCGCUGAAGAGCCUCCCAGGUGCGAUCUCAGUACUGCACAGGACAGAGACCUUAGUCCCAGUGGCAGAGAAGGUUAAGUUGGUAAGUCGGUGCAUCGAUGCGAUUGCUUUCCUGGCUUGCAAGGAAAGCGAGCUCUCUGGGCCAGGGAGGGCGGCCGAGAUGGGUGGCUCGAACGUGAUGGUAAUGUCUCAAUCGAAGACGAUUGUGGAGUGGUGGGCCGAGGAUCUGACAGUUCUAAGGAUCGAUCUCUUCCACAGAGUGCUGACAGCAAUGAUGUCCCGAGGGUUUAAGCAAUAUGCACUCGGUCCAAUCCUGAUGCUCUAUGCACAGAAGUCUCUGAGGGGAUUGGAUGUAUUCGGAAAGGGGCGGAAGAAGAUCGAGCCAGAGCAGGAGCACGAGAAGCGGGUAGUGCUCGAGACGAUUGUAAGCCUCCUACCAAGGGAGAAGAACGCGUUGUCGGUCAGCUUCCUCUCAAUGCUGCUCAGAGCUGCAAUAUAUCUCGAGACAACAGUUGCUUGUCGGCUAGACUUAGAAAAGAGGAUGGCCUUGCAACUGGGACAGACCGUCCUGGACGAUCUCUUGAUACCAUCCUAUUCCUUCACUGGGGACACGCUGUUCGAUGUGGACACUGUGCAGAGGAUCAUGAUGAAUUACCUCGCUCACGAUAUGGAGGGGCCCCGCUUAGGAUUCAAUGCGGAUGAUGAGUUUGUAUCUCCUAGUACUACUCUGAAUGAUAUGGAGCGGGUUGGGAAGUUAAUGGAGAACUACCUCGCCGAGAUAGCUUCUGAUCGGAACUUGACGGUUGCAAAGUUCAUUCAACUUGCCGAGCUUGUCCCUGAACAGGCUCGAGUCACCGAGGAUGGGAUGUACCGAGCCAUAGACAUCUACCUCAAGGCUCAUCCUGUUCUAAGUGAUAUGGAGAGGAAGAAAGUUUGCAGCUUGAUGGACUGCCAGAAGCUAUCCAGGGAAGCGUGUGCCCAUGCCGCCCAGAAUGACCGCCUCCCAGUGCAAACUGUUGUUCAAGUCCUCUACUACGAGCAGCAACGCCUCAGAGAAGCUAUGAAUGGCACAGAAACCCCGCCUAUUCCCUCUAAACCAAGCGUGUAUCCCACUGACACCCAUCCGGCCUCGGACGAGCUCUCGAGUCUCAAGAGGGAAAAUGAGGACCUCAAGAUCGAGCUCGUGAAGAUGAAGAUGAGGUUGAGAGAGAUCGAGAGAUCAACCCUCAAGUCUAACAUUGGUAGCCCGAUGCAAAGCUCGUCCCCAUCAGCUGAUAAGCCUCCGCUGCCUCCGCUGCCUCGGAAGUCCUUCAUGAAUUCAGUUUCAAAGAAGCUGGGGAGGCUCUACCCAUUUGUUCGGGCGGAUGGGAUCUCCCCUGCCAGUGGGAGGGGAAGGACAAAGCCGCCCAAAGAUCGACGGCAUUCGAUAUCUUGACAAAAAUUCCGUACGAGCUGCUUUUAGUGCUUGUAUUAAAAUGUAUGUAUGCAUGUAUCUAUGAUCCUUUUGUGAAGGCUUGCUAGUGUCAAGAUUAUUGGUUUUAUAAGGCUUGCAAAAGGAGGAUUUCGGUGAUGCAGUUCGUUACUAAUC